AUGGUUUGUUCGCGGUUUUUGUUCGUUUUGCUUGCUGGUGUUGUCUGUUCGUUCUGCGGUAAGGAUUUUGUCUCGCUGGGCCGCCAUGCGUGACGCUGUAUUAAAACAUAGAAUUACUCGAGCGGAGCGUACUUCUGCUGGAGUGGAUGAGGAUGCGAAUGAGUCAGUCGCUGCAGAUGCUUCUUCUAUACGAUUGAAGAUGCAUCAAAGGAGUUGUAGAGUUGUUUUGGGUUUGAAUGAUCAACUUCGUGCUGACCUCAAUGAUGCCGUACUCACUGACCAAGAAUCCGGCGAUGUAAGUGAUCCUUUGACGGCCUCCGGUGUCCCUUCCCCUCAACCUGAAGACCACUGCUUUCCCGACGAAUAUUUUAAAUCCAUAUUAUCUCUGAAUCCUCCAAUCACUGUUCAGAAUCUCAGCUCACGUUUUAAACUUCUGAACGACACUGUUUAUGACUAUUUCUCUGCUAAUUUUGGUCAAGUUGCACGAGCUCCUGAUGAAAGCCUGAUAAGGAAAUACGAAGGCAAAUCUAAAAAUGAUCUGAAGAAAUCUCUCAAAGUCUUGAAGCAGUUCGCUAACGCUGACAUCACCGAAAUCAAAUACGUAUCUGGCUUAUUGCGUGACAUACUACGAGACAACACGUCGUGUCAAGUCAACGCUGACCUCAUGAAUCAUGAUUAUUCCAUCUCUAAAAACUAA
Porites lobata is the source of this 697-nucleotide messenger RNA. The record is from the annotation of a GenBank genome assembly. NCBI's taxonomy places the organism in Eukaryota, Metazoa, Cnidaria, Anthozoa, Scleractinia, Poritidae.